This is a messenger RNA of Closterium sp. Naga37s-1, 1293 nucleotides long. The record is from the annotation of a GenBank genome assembly. NCBI's taxonomy places the organism in Eukaryota, Viridiplantae, Streptophyta, Zygnematophyceae, Desmidiales, Closteriaceae.
AUGGCCGAUUCGGACUCCGAGUCGGCCUUGGACUCGUCGUUGAGCAGCGUCGUGGAGACGGAGACGGCCUCCACGCCGUUGUGUGACGACCCUGCAGCGCCGCCUCCUACCACCCCUCCUUCUCCUAUUUCCGCUGCUACUUCUUCUGUUCCUCUUAGCGCCAGCAGCAGCAGGCGGCGGUUCGCGCGGCGGGUGCUGCAGCUGGAGAGGGACGCGGGGCACGAGUGCCACCCGACGAGGGAGGAGCUGCGGGUAGGAUACCACUGCAUGGCCGAGCAUGACCAGUGGCUGCAUGGGUUGUAUCAUCAUGUAAAUGGAAGGCGUUUCUGCGGUGACUGCUGGCAUGCUGACAUGCCGUCUGUGCGGCAGGUGACUGAGCUGCUGCUGCAGUUCCUGAAUCUUGCGUCUGUGCGUGUGCCCCUGCGUGGUGACGUGGCUUUGGGCCCGGGUAACGUCAGGAUGGUGCUGGACGCGGUGGCAGGGCUCGGGGCGCUGAGGAGCUGCCACGUGCAGGCUGACGUGGCGGGUUGGGUGGAGUGGGGAGAGGGAGGUGCGCGGCGGGAUGAGGAGGCGGAGGAGGAGGAAGAGGAGAAAGAGAUAGCACGAGACUGCGAGAGCCGUUGGGUGGAAGACUGUGGUAUGAAGCUGACUCUGCUACACUCUCCCUGUGGCAGCGGCGAUGGCAAUAGCGGCUGCAAUGGGGAUGGGGGUGGUGACAAUGGGGAGCGAGCGGGUGGUGAUUGUAACGAGGUGGUUAUGGUGAUGCCCGGGUCUGCCUGGCGCCUGUCACAGCUUGAGGAGCUGGAGACGUCGUUCCGAGUGCCGUUUGAUGAUGACCAGGAGGAGUACGAGGAGGGACGCGGCGUAUGGAGCCAUUAUCUCGGACUCAAGGAGGAGGUCCCGGAGGAGGAGGGAGAGGAGCAGGAAGCACCUGCACAUGCCCCAGCCGCAGCCGCAGCAGCAGCAGCAGCAGCAGUAGCAGCAGUCGGAGUAGCAGCAGCAGCAGCAGCGCCAGCGGCGGCAGCAGGCGGGCCAAUUCGAGGCCUAGCCUCAUUGCCUCGCCUCUCCUCGCUCACCCUCCGCUCCUCCCUCGGCCUGCCCCCAUCCAUCCGCCACCUCCGCCACCUCACCCGCCUCCUCGCGCCCAAAGCCCUCUCCGACGCCACAGAAUCCCUCCCCCUCCUCCCCAACCUGCAACCUGCGAUUUGGUCCCCACACUUAACCCGCACCGCUGGGACCCAGCAUGGAGGGGCGAGGGAGACCGGUUCUCGUUCCCGAACCUCCGAGAGAUGA